CCCUUGACCUUUGGAGGCCAGGACUGGGUGAGGGGCUGUACAGUGAGUCUCCCUUGCCUGGGACGAGGAAUUUAGGCUGAGACAAUAGGGCCCUGUCUGUUCUGGCUUGUCCCUCAGCCCCCAACAAAUGCCAUGGAGAGAUGGAGACAGUUUUCCCCUUGGCGCCUUGGGCUGCCCCUGCCCUUCUGUGACGGCCGCUUUCUUUCCUCAGCUGAUCUGGCCUACUUGGCCAUGACCUGCUCUUGCUUUGUCUCCCGCCCUCUCUCCCUGUCCUCACGUUAUCCCACAGACUCUUAGGCUGAAGGGGGUGGGGGAGUGGUUGCUAUUUGAGCCGGAAACUUCUGAUUUGGGAUCCAUAAUGUGGGGGCCUCCGAAAGCUGCGGAGAUCCUGCCCGAGCGGCACUUGACUGCAGAGGAGGUGAGGAAGGCAGGGUGUAUUGAGCCUGAGUCUGAGGAGCUAGUGAGAGGGAGGCUGCUGUGUGGUACAGCCCCUUUGCAUCUUCUCAGCCUGGGAGGCCCACCCACCAGUGUAAGCUGCUGCUGCCGGAGCUGCUGCAGCUGCAGUCCAGGAAAACAGAUUGCUUCAGGAGGGCCUCGCCUAGGGAGCCAAGGAGAAAGGAAGAGCUCGAUAAUCGCUUGCCUGCAGCCCUCAAGUGAGAGAGCUAUGGGGCCCUGGGCUGAAACGUGCAUUUUCCUACGAGGACUCUCAUUCCUCCUGGUACUGAUAGGUGAAGGGGCCAAAGGAGGAUCUUUCAAAGAAAGUUUGGGAGUGUGCUCCAAGCAGACGCUGCUAGUUCCGCUCCGUUACAAUGAGUCCUACAGUCAACCGGUGUACAAACCCUACCUGACCCUGUGUGCUGGAAGGCGCAUAUGUAGCACCUACAGGACCACGUACCGCGUGGCCUGGCGGGAGGUGAGGCGGGACGUACAGCAGACACACGUGGUGUGCUGCCAGGGCUGGAAGAAGCCACACCCAGGAGCUCUCACCUGUGAAGCCAUUUGCUCCAAGUCUUGUCUUAAUGGAGGUGUCUGCACCGGACCAGACCAGUGCGAGUGCGCCCCAGGCUGGGGAGGGAAGCAUUGCCACGUGGAUGUUGAUGAGUGCAGGGCCAGCUUUACCCUCUGCUCUCACGGCUGUCUCAACACACUGGGCAGCUUCAAGUGCAGCUGUCCGCACCCCCUGGUGCUGGGUCCCGAUGGACGAACCUGUGCAGGGGGGCCUCCGGAGUCCUCGACAAGUGCCAGCGUCCUCAGUGUGGCCGUUAGGGAAGCAGGCAGCGAGGAGGAGGAGGAGGAGGAGGAGGAGGAGGAGGAGCGAGCCCUGAGGUGGGAGGUUGCAGAGCUCCGUGGACGUCUGGAGAGGCUGGAGCAGUGGGCCACACAGGCUGGGGCCUGGGUUCGAGCGGUGCUGCCCAUACCACCUGAAGAGCUGCGGCCUGAACAGGUGGCUGAGCUCUGGGGCCGGGGUGACAGGAUCGAGUCCCUCAGUGACCAGGUGCUGCUACUGGAGGAGAGGCUGGGUGCCUGUGAGUCUCCUGCCUCAAGUCAGCACUCACUCCUGAAGCCCUCCUGCGCUGUCCCGGUCCCCAGGCCACUUGUGUAUUGUUGGGUGACUGGUGGGGCCCUCCUUUCUGGCCAGGGAACCCCUCCAGACCUCAGCCACUUUGGCUCUUUGCUAUUAACCAGGUGCCUGUGAGGACAACAGCCUGGGCCCAAGCCUGCGUGGAUGAGGAAUGCCCGCAGCGGCUCCGCCGGCUAACCUGGGAUCAGCUGGGGUCCCUAACUUACGCAGCAGCUCUGCCGGCUAACCUGGGGUCAGGAGAUCUGGUUAUUACCCACUGAGGUGCGACAGGCCAGAGAACCCCAUGUCUCUCUUUCUCUUUAUUUUCAGUUGCUUGCUGUUAUCCAGAUAAUAAAAACCAACCACA
Mastomys coucha (southern multimammate mouse) is the source of this 1928-nucleotide messenger RNA. It is a transcript of the gene Egfl8, whose product is annotated as EGF like domain multiple 8. Gene Ontology annotation, molecular function: signaling receptor binding; calcium ion binding. The transcript is spliced from 8 exons. The coding region runs from base 359 to 1696 and encodes 445 amino acids. The record is from RefSeq and is a predicted model, not a curated record. Gene Ontology annotation, biological process: anatomical structure development. Lineage: Eukaryota; Metazoa; Chordata; Mammalia; Rodentia; Muridae. Gene Ontology annotation, cellular component: extracellular region; cell surface.